This is a messenger RNA of Botrytis fragariae, 249 nucleotides long. RefSeq lists its product as uncharacterized. The transcript is spliced from 2 exons. The record is from RefSeq and is a predicted model, not a curated record. Bases 1 to 249 code for a protein of 82 amino acids. NCBI's taxonomy places the organism in Eukaryota, Fungi, Ascomycota, Leotiomycetes, Helotiales, Sclerotiniaceae.
AUGGUUGGCGUAAUACUUGAUGAUAUUUGGUUCCAGUAUGCCCUACUAUUUAGACCCCAGUUCUCAUGGACUUGUGUGGUCAUGAUGACGGAUUAUCUCACAAAACCAACAAAUGAUCAUGUCUGCAUGGCAGUCAGAUCGGAUAUCGUGACAGCAGUCCUUUACUCUCCGACAAACCGCGUACUCAAACCUCUGAUCCCUCCUUCCCCUCCGCGGUCACUCGAAAUCGACCUCAAAAAAGACGCAUAA